Messenger RNA from Drosophila busckii, 2359 nucleotides. It is a transcript of the gene Fpgs2, whose product is annotated as folylpolyglutamate synthase. The record is from RefSeq and is a predicted model, not a curated record. NCBI's taxonomy places the organism in Eukaryota, Metazoa, Arthropoda, Insecta, Diptera, Drosophilidae. Gene Ontology annotation, molecular function: tetrahydrofolylpolyglutamate synthase activity; ATP binding. Gene Ontology annotation, biological process: tetrahydrofolylpolyglutamate biosynthetic process. Gene Ontology annotation, cellular component: mitochondrion; cytoplasm; cytosol.
CAGCAUAAAUUACGCCAUAUUUAUAAAUAUAAUUUUGGUCGCAUAGCUACAAAAAAUUUUUAAAACCAGCCUCAGACACUAAAAUGUUGCUGCUUAUGAAGCGAUCGCUGCUGAACAGUCGCGUUAUAAACAAUGUAAGCAAAAAGAAUUUCUUCAAGCUGAGCUUCAAGAGUGCAGUGACUAGGACGCCAAUGCGUGAGAAAUCAGCGGAUACCAAGCCGCAAAUGCAAGUGCAAGUGCCAGUGGAGACGCCCAAGUUGGAGCCCAAGGUGCAGCACAAUAUAGCGGAUCAGCGUGCCAAGUGGAUGGCAAAGGUGUCGCCCGAAAUGCAGCGCAAGGCGCAGCUGAAAGCUAAAGAGCAAACAACGCCAGCAGUAGCAGCAGCAGCGACGCCAGCAGCAGCAGCGGCAGCACCGCAAGCUUGGGCGCCACAAAAGCAAGCGCAGCUGAAUAAAGCGGCGGAGCCCAAAGGCGUUUGCAGCACAGCGGAGCGCAAGAGCUGGAUGAAUCGCAUGCAAGGCUCACAGCAGCAGAAGCAGGCACAGUGGCUAAACGAUAUGAAGGCCAAACAGCAGGCAGGACGCGAUAUGCAGCAGCAGAAACUCAAUCAGCUAAAGCAAACGCCAGUGAAAGCAGCAGCGACAGCAGCAGCAACAGCAGCAGCUCAAGCUGUGUCUGAGCCUGAGCCUGAGCCUGAACCAGAGCCUAAGACGCCCGAGCGUUUAGCUUAUUUAGCAGCUGUUAAACAGCUAAACAGCUAUCAGCUGCAUGAGCCUGCGCAAGGACGCGCUGUAGUCAAAGCUAAAACUGCAGCUGGUCAGCAGCAAACUGAGCCGAAUAUAGAACUAACGCUUCAAUAUUUAAAGCUAACAGGCUAUGAGCUGGAGCAGCUAACAGCGUUGCCGGUAAUACAAGUAGCUGGCACCAAGGGGCGUGGCAGCACUUGCGCCUUAGUGGAAAGCAUAUUACGCGCGCAUAGCGUUCGAACGGGCGUGCUGACGGCGCCACAUUUAUUUGAAACAAAAGAACGUAUACUGCAUCGAUGGCCAGCGCUGAGUGAGCAGCAGUUAGCGAGCUAGUGGCAUGCACAGCAGCUGCUUGCCACGCUGGCGCCGCUGCAGCCGCCGCCAGUUUAUAACAAGCUGCUGACUGUGCUGGCGUUUCAUGCGUUUCGCGCUGCCGGCGUGGAGGUGGCUAUUGUUGAAAUAGGCGCCGCCUGCGCUGCCGACUGCACGAACAUCACUUCACAUGCGCGCACCAUUGGCAUCAGCACGCUGGGCUGGGAGGCGAGCUUCCAUCUAAGCAACUCCAUGCGUGACAUUGCCUGGGCCAAGGCGGCCAUAAUGAAGCCAGAGUCAAGUCUCUACACCAGCGCCAGUCAGCCCGAGUGCUGCGAAGUGCUGGGGCAGCGCGCCAAGCAGCUGAGCCUGGAGCUGCAUCGCGUGCCGCCUUACGCUGCCUACAUUGAAGCCAAUGCCGAGUGCAAAAAGCAGCUCAAUGACGUCAAUUUUACAGUCAAGCUCAACGCUUCGUUGGCCAUACAGCUGGCCUAUGAUUAUCUGAGACGCCACAAGCCCGAAUACGCGCUUGGCUUGGACCACAACAGCACGCAGCUCACUCCUGCCACAUUACGCGGCUUGAGCGUCUAUGAGCCGCAGGGCAUGUUUCAGUUCUUCAAGCAUGACAUAUUCAAUAUUUAUUUAGACAGCGCCGAUACGCUGGAGAGCAUGAUGAUGUGCCGCGAAUGGUUCUACACACGCACGCGCAGCAGUCGCUCGUCCAAGGUGCUGCUGUUUAGCAAAGUCAACGAGUUCAAUGCCAAGGAUCUGCUUACGAUCAUCAGUCACAAUCUGCGCUUUGAGGAGGCCUGUUUUGUGCCCAGUCCUGUGCUAUUCGAGGGCGAAUCGCUGGAGUCUGAGCAGGCGCAGGCGCAGGCCUGGCAGGGCAUGGAGGAGCUGCAGCGCGCCAAGCGCAAUGCCAGCAAUUGGCGUUCGCUUUGCGAGGAAAAUGGCAGCAAGGAUAACUCGCAGCUCUGCUUGAACGUUGCUGCCGCCUUUGAGCAUCUGCGCGAUAAGUACGCCAAUCAGCGCUAUGGCAUGCGUAGUGAAGUCGAUGUGCUUGUCACUGGCUCCAGGGAGUUAGUUGGCGGCACCAUGCUCUGGAUACAGCAGGCCAAGCGUCAGGAUAUCGCCAAGUUUCGUUGAAGUCGCUGCUCAAGUCCCUUUUUUGUAUUUUAUAGUUUUAUGUUCAUGUGCGUGUCUUCAAAUUUCAAGUUCUCGUUUCACUGAAUUGAGUCAGAAAACACUUUGAUAAAAAUAUUUUAUAAAAGCAAAAUAAAGAAAGUUAGACGAAGCUCUAA